Messenger RNA from Phyllostomus hastatus (greater spear-nosed bat), 1331 nucleotides. It is a transcript of the gene ARL6IP4, whose product is annotated as ADP ribosylation factor like GTPase 6 interacting protein 4. The record is from RefSeq and is a predicted model, not a curated record. The transcript is spliced from 5 exons. Bases 453 to 1139 code for a protein of 228 amino acids. NCBI's taxonomy places the organism in Eukaryota, Metazoa, Chordata, Mammalia, Chiroptera, Phyllostomidae.
ACCGCCCCGGGCCGGAAGUCACCUUGCAGCCGCUUCCUCACGCGAAGGCGUGUUGCGGAGCGGGACAGGGGGCAGUUUAGGAGGGAACAGAACAGCUCGGGGGCCUUCUUUAAGACCGAGGGCGUGGGGGUGGAGGGUAGGAGCGCGUGAAAAGGGAUUCAGGACCCACCUCCCGGGUGAGGGUCGCGGCGGCUCCUAGGGGUUGCCGGAGCCACUUGCGCAGGCGUGAGCGUCCCGGCGGGGGCGGGUCCUUAAAGGGGCCGCAGCGGAGGCUCUGUAGUUCCCAGGGUUGGGGGUGAUUCCGAGUCGUGAUAUUGUCACGGAGUUUCUCAUAUCCUGCUCCGGGGCAGGGAAUGGGGUAGUGGGCCCCAGAGGACCUUGCAGCCCAGCCCUCGGGCCUGCCCUGAGAACUUGAGUUUCAGCGCGUCUCCCCGUCUCCAGUCCGUGGCGCUAUGGCUCACUCUGGCUCUCGCAAGCGCUCGAGGAGCCGCAGCCGGUCCCGGGGGCGAGGGUCCGAAAAGAGAAGGAAAAAGAGCAGUAAGGACGCCCGGAAGAGCUGUUCGGCUUCUAGAUCGCAAGGCCGCAAGGCCAGCACCACCUCCUCUGGGGCAGAGGAGAGAAGCAAACACAAGGCGCGGAGGCGGCCACGGUCCAGCUCCUCCUCCUCUUCCUCCAGCUCUUCCAGCUCCUCUUCCUCCUCGUCCUCCUCCUCUUCCUCCAGCGAUGGGCGGAGGAAGGGGAAGCACAAGGACAAAAAGAGGAAGAAGAAGAAAAGGAAGAAGAAGCUGAAGAAGAAAGGCAAGGAGAAAGCAAAGGUGCAGCAGCCCGAGGCUCUGCCAGGCCCCUCGCUGGACCAGUGGCACCGAUCUGCCGGGGAGGAGGAGGACGGCCCAGUGCUGACGGACGAGCAGAAGUCGCGCAUCCAGGCCAUGAAGCCCAUGACUAAGGAGGAGUGGGACGCGCGGCAGAGCGUCAUCCGCAAGGUGGUGGACCCUGAGACUGGGCGCACCAGGCUCAUUAAGGGAGACGGUGAGGUCUUGGAAGAAAUCGUAACCAAGGAGCGACACAGGGAGAUCAACAAGCAAGCCACCCGAGGGGACGGCCUGGCCUUCCAGAUGCGCGCGGGGCUGCUGCCCUGAGGCCCCACCGAGGUCUGCGGGCGUUGGCGGGGGCCCAGCAGGGAGGCGGCAGGAGGCCAGAUGGGUGCGGCUUGUCUCCGGCGGACCGGCUCUGGCUGCCUCCUCUCAGGUGCGGGGGACCAGGGCGGCUGUCCCUGUCAGCCUUCUGGAAGCGCACAGCUUCCCAGACAUUAAACGUUCCCUGGUCGGAGA